AUGCUUACAUUUGUGUUUACAGUUGGGGAUGAAAUUGUGGUCGAACCGAGCCAGGUGUCGAUGAAUGCGGGCGACAACGUUACUCUAACGUGCACGUACAAAAAAUACGUUGAGAAAGAAGAUGCUGAAGAAGAGGAAGAAGAGGAUGAUGAAGAAGAUGAAGAUGCUUCUGGGAGUCCCUCUCUCACCUGGUUGUACCAGGAUAAAACAAUCCCAGAAGAUAAUAAAAGACAUGUAUUUUGUACUUCAGAUUUUUUGUUUGAUGUGUUCAUCAUAUAUGUCUCCGAAUACGAUCAUGGAUUGAUCCAUGUUGAAAUAUAUUCGAGCAGAGAAGUCUUGUUGACUCUGAGUGGAGUCGAGAGGAAGGAUGCUGGCGUGUAUUCGUGCGUGUAUAAUGGUGAUUCUGCUAAAAAGCCAAUCAGAUUCGAGAACGUGGUUGAGGAGCAUCACCCAUUGGAUGGCCUGCCCUACGUCAUCGGCUGCACUGUUGUCGCUACACCAAAAGCUCUUGUGUCCUGGAGAUUUAAAUCUCUUUUUAUUAAGAAAAAGUCGGACUUGGGGUUCAAAAAGUUGUCGUCAGGUUUGGAGAUUGCGAACGUGAGCGCGGUUCACAACGGCCUGUACGAAUGCGUGGGUCACGUGCGCAAGACUGGGGAGAUACGAUCGAGGGCCAUCCUGCUCGAUGUUGAUUGCCAAAGAUCACAAGUCAAACGAGCGAUCGUGAGAAAUAUUUCAGUGGCAGAUGUCGGCAGGUACUUCUGCGUGGCCAGCAACAAACAUGGGUCUGCUAGGGCGGUCAUCUCCGUCAAGAUCAGAGUGGACGCAGCGAUUAGAGAAAUAAGAGCUGAAGGAUUCAUCAUCGGACACGAUGGUGUCAUCACGUGCGAGUCAGUCGGAUUUGACCUUCCGGAGAUGACCUUGUAUAAAGUUGAAGAGUCAAAUGAACUUAGCAGGAUUCCGGCUGAGGUUACUGACCUUUCAUUGACGGAGCGCCAACUUGUAUCCAGGUUUAAGAGUGUGAACAUGGAUAAGGACAACGGUACAUACGUCUGCAAGGCUGGCAACAACUGGAAUGAAGUUAACAGGACGGUCGAGUCUGAUGUUGGAAUGACUCCAGUCAUUCUGACCCUUAAAACGGAGAAGGUCUAUAAGCACCCUGGCCAGCCUCUGCUGCUCAACUGUACGGCCAUCUCCAGAAAACUUUGCGUCAUAUCAUGGACUAGAAAACUACAUAGAGAAGAUGAUGAUGACGUCAUUAAGGAAGAUGGUGACAGCGAUAAUGAUGUCGAAAAAGUUGGCGAUAGUGGUGAUGAUGAUAAAUUCUACAGGAAGCCAAUUGUAGGCAACUAUGGAGUCUGCAGCCGGCUGCUAGUGGUUGAUGAGGACAGAAUUGGAAACUACACGUGCCACGUCAGCAACAAUAAAGGAUACGAGAAUGUUACUUUUGUCCUUUACAUCGCAAAAAAACCAUACGACUUGAAAAGCAUGGCGAUAGCGAACGUCACCGCGACAUCAGUGACGUUGGAGUUGGAAGAAUCGUAUCAAAGAGGUCUGCCCGUUGAAGUCAUCAUGGUCACUUUGCAGCCGUCUGGAGGCGAGCGAGAGGUGCUAAACUACACGAAACUUCCACAUGACAAUUUGAAGUACAAGAUUACAUUGACGAAUCUGAGCGACUCGACACCCUACCAAGUGUCAGCACAGCCAGUCAACGCCUUCCAUGUUGGACCAAUGAAGUUUGUUGAAUUCAAAACCAAAGAACUCUCCCGCCCUGACCCAGUUACGAUCCAGCAAAUCAAGGCAGCCUGCUUGCCACCAAAUGAGGUCACCAUCAACUGGCUCGCUCCCUAUUCAAGCAAUCUGCCAAUUAUUAAAUACACACUCAAAUAUAGAAAGGUUCUACCAGCAAAUUCUACAGCGCCAAAUAAAUGGAUCGAAAAAGAAACCAAAGAUACCAAAUACCUUCUUUCCGGUUUGGAGGAAUCGUACAAGUACGAACUGUUGGUGCAUGCAGUCAAUAAGAUGGGGCGCUCCAAUGAUAAUCCCGCAUACUACUUCCACACUUGCAGAGAUGAUGAUGUUGUUGCAUAUGGAAGACCUUUGCAUGAAUCUUCAAACUCCAAAACGAACUACGGGAUACUGCUGGGUAUUAUAAUUGGUGUCGUCCUGUUGGUCUGCCUUGUGGUCGACGUCGUCUGCUGCAUCUUCGAUCGCUGUGGCCUCACGAAAGCCAUCUACGAAGCUACCUGCAAGAAAAAUAGCAAGCGAACCAAAACUUACAACGUUAACGAAAGGCAACGAUUGAAUGAAGAAAAAGCAACAACUGCGUGAGCUGAAUAGGUGAAGAAGAUGAAAUGAAAUAAUAACGAUGCUCCUUAAUAAACCACUAAUUUUGUUUUUAUUAUUUUUUAUUUAUCAUUUUUCUUUGUCUUAUUUUUUCUUAUUUAAGUCGGUAAAUUUAUGUAUCUGCAUGUAUGUUUGUGCUUUUAGGUGUGUGUCUGUGCUUCUAGGUGUGUCUGUGUGUGUGUGUGUGUGGUGUGUGUGUGUGGUGUGUGUGUGUGUGUGAGUUUAAAGGAGAUAGUGCACAGUGCAAAUGUUCUCUUAACUAUUGCAUUGCACAGCUUCUUCUUCUUUUAAUAUAAAAAUGAACAAAUGAUGAUUAAAAUGGAAAAAAUUAUACGAAGUAAAAAUAAUAAUGAGAAAUUUUGAGAAAAAACUUAUAAAGGAAAGAAGGAAGGAAUGAAAGAAGGAAGGAAGGAAUGGAGGGGAAGAUGUGAACGCAUGGAGUUAAUCCGUCAUUCAAUGUAAUUAUUUUUUUUAUUUGUCUUUCUUCUGCUACUUGGUUUGAGGUAUUUUGCUUAUUAAUGAUGUAAUAUAACACGUACGUACACACACACACACACACACACACGCACACACACACACCAACAAAAAGUUGUACAUGUACGUGGGGUUCCACGCAAACAGACACACAAACAUAUCAUGCAAUGAUCUUUUUUUAUUUUUCAAAUUUCCUUUUAAAAGCAAUAAAACUUAAGAAUAUUCCAGCAUAACUUAGA
Molecule: messenger RNA, 3056 nt
Organism: Helobdella robusta
Lineage: Eukaryota; Metazoa; Annelida; Clitellata; Rhynchobdellida; Glossiphoniidae
Exons: 21
Coding region: 1-2328 (775 amino acids)
Molecular function (GO): protein binding
Source: RefSeq, a predicted model, not a curated record